This is a messenger RNA of Gaeumannomyces tritici R3-111a-1, 1396 nucleotides long. RefSeq lists its product as hypothetical. Bases 560 to 1306 code for a protein of 248 amino acids. The transcript has 2 exons. The record is from RefSeq and is a predicted model, not a curated record. Lineage: Eukaryota; Fungi; Ascomycota; Sordariomycetes; Magnaporthales; Magnaporthaceae.
ACGACAUCGUUCCACGGCCUCAUCGUCGCAGCCACUACAUACACAAACUCCGUCGCCGACAAUGAUAUCCCUCCACGACCUCGACGUCGCAGCCACUACAUACAUAAAUUCCAUCACCGACAAUAACAUCCUUCCACGACUUCGACGGUGCAGGCACUACACACAUAAACUCCAUCGCCGAUAACGACGGCAUACGAACCACCCCUUUCCACAGCAUCCUCGACAGUAGAAGGCGCUAGACUCCCCUGGCGCUCUUCACGAAGUGGGGGAGCGAGUCCUUGCGCGUCGCCUGUCCUUACUGCCCAGGUACCUAGUUUAUAAGGCCGCGUUGGGUUGGACAGCCUGGAGCUCACCGUCAAGCGAUCCUGUCGUGUCGUAGCACGAAAACCGACACCUCAUCCUCGUACGAUGAUGAUAAGCUGCUCGAGUUUUGGGCUUGUUAAACUCGCCGACCUCGAGAAUAAUUGCGGUACCCUUCUCCGACAGCGCUUUCGCCCCCCCGUAAUUACUUGUCAUCCUACACCGCAUCUCUAAGUUGAUCAGAUCGGCCGACACCGUCAUGUUUGGAAGUUUGUUUGCUCGGAAGCCCUUCCCUAUCCCCGUCCCUGCUCCCGCCCGCGCUGUAACCGUCAGCAGCGAGGACCCGUUCAAUAUAGCCGCGGAGGCCGCCGCCACCAUCAGCCUACUGGACGAGGCCGCCUCCCGGAUCAAGGCCCGCCACCGCCGCCACCGCCGCCAGGACGCCGCCUCCGCCGUCAGCCUGAUUGACGAGGCCGCUUCCUGGAUCAAGACCCGAUGCCACAGCCACCGCCGCCAGGAUGCCACCUCCGCCGCCGUUAUCACUCCCGGCACGACGUUCGAAGUGGCAGCAGCAGAUCUCGGCCGGCACGAUGAGAAACUCUGCACUAUCCGGGACCUCGUCAUCCGGACCCGGCUUAGCCCGAACAUGCAGACCCCCCCCGUAGCUAACGCGCUGGUGCUGCUCCAGUCCGCCGUUAAGGGGCUGGUAUCUAUUUCGGGCACGGCCUCGUUCGAACAGCUAGCUACCGCCAUGGAUAAGGUGGAUCGGGCAGCAAAAGACCUCCGGCAACGGUUGACGGGCGAUAUUCCUAUGACCGUUGGAAACGUAAUAGAAGGGUAUUACCAAAUUGGCGCGGCUAUCGGGGGAUCCCGUAGGGACGGGCCCUUAAUUAUCGAAGCUAGGGGAAAUAAGGCUACCAAUACGGUUCAAAUUAAUGCCCCCGUAUUUGGAGAUCCCGCCGCCCUUGCGCAGAUUUUUACGGCGCUGCAAGGCUCCGGGCGAUAAUAGUAUUAUUAUACCAGUUGGGUUACGUAAUCAACGACGUGAUCCCUGCACGUGCACCUGCCCCCACCGGUCCGCACAGGCCCUGCGCCG